AUGUCCGCGUAUCAGUCGCUGCACGGAUACGAGCCGCUGUCGUCCCCGGACGCCUUCAGGCUGCUCCUCCUGGAGCCCUCGGUUUCCCGCACCGCCCAACUCAGGGGAUCCCUACUCAACACUACCCUCGCCGCCUGCGAUUACGACCUGAUCGAUCCCUACACAGCCCUGUCUUACGUAUGGGGACCGCCAGAAAAGCCGUGUCGCAUUCGCCUUGAUGGCCAUGAUGGCCAUGAUCGCAAUCUUUUUGCCAUCACGCAGUCUUUGGAUGACGCCCUACGGGACCUGCGCGACGCCACGCGCAUUCGGAGGCUCUGGGCCGAUGCCCUCUGCAUUGACCAGUCGAACAUCCCGGAGCGCAACGCCCAGGUCAGCUUGAUGGGACGCAUUUACUCGACCGCCCACAGCACCGUCAUCCACCUUGGAAAUCUCCACCCCGGCCUGUCUGGUGUCCUGACUCUCCCCCGUGAAUCGACAUCCGACUCCUCCGAGGACGGCGGCGGUGACUUGGUCGCCCAAACCAGGAGGGGCCUCCUUGCCAAGCCGUGGUUCAAGCGCGUGUGGGUGCUCCAGGAACUCGUGCUUUCCAAAGACCCUUGGGUGCAAUGUGGCAACGAGCGAAUACGCUGGAACGUCUUUUGUCGUCAUUUUCUCGGCAACUCAACGAGUGCCUCGCAGGGACCUGACGUCGCCGCCGACGAGGAGAUGCGUGUCUUGUCGCAGAUGAACUCCAGCUGGAUCAGUCACGCGCGCCUCCCUCUCCAUCGCGCUGCCCAAGCCCGUCGGGGUCUCGGGGCCACGGAUCCGCGGGACUUUGUCUACGCUAAUUUUGGCAUCAUCAGUGACCUUGCUGUCGUCAAGCAAUAUCUAUGCGUUGACUAUUCCAUGUCAGUGGCCGAAACCUUUGGCAGAGUCGCCCGCUAUAUGUUUGAUCAACUGGGCGUCGAGGUGAUGAUGUCGCACGUUGACGAUGGACGGCCGGAGGACUCUGGACAGUUGCAAAUGGACAAACUUCCAUCAUGGGCACCUGACUGGACUCGCGCUGCUUCUGACACGGCUCCCAUGUACAAGGACAACCACUUGAAUCAUAUGAGGCUGAGGGGUACACAUCAUGCCUUCUCUGACGGCAACGGUCCCCAGGUGCUGGGUCACAUCGGCUACGAAGUUGACGUGAUAGAGAGCCUACACCGCAUGCGUGCCAGAGACGAGUCUUUGACUCUGCCGAUGGAAUACAGAGAGGCCAAAGCAGAUCUCCUUGCCUUGUACAAAAAUGCUUACGCGUCCGGGGACAAGUUUGGUUCUUACCGGCACGUCCCGCUUAAGGGAAAAGAAGCGGAACACGAAGCGCUCUGUAAGGUGAUGGGCAGCACCUGGACUCGGCUGCUUGGAUACCAGGGAGAUGAGUCCUCACCAACGAACUUCGGGCGUGUUAGUUUUGCUGGGUCUCUUUUCCACUGGAUAUCGGCCCGGGCGAAGGAGAGACGCGAGUUCGUCGGUUCGGGCGCUCGAGGGCUUAUCAAGAUCCUGUACUCGCACUUUGAGAGGACAAGGGGCCGGUCUGAGCUCGACGGCCGGUGCCUCGCCUCGACGCGAAGCGGGAGACUCAGCAUCGUGCCUCGAACGGCCGCGGCAGGCGACCGCAUCCCGUACCUGGCCGGCAGCGAGACAGCCGUCGUUCUCCGCCAGGCAAGCAGGCUGGGACAGGGAGAAGUCGAGCGAGCCUUGUUACGAUCACUUCGGCAUGCCGGAUGCGGUACAGUCACCGUGGUGAAGCCGGGUGGCGAAGAGGAGUUCUGGAGGGUGCCUGAGAAGGUAGACAUACCCGUUUCGCACUUUGAGGUCGUUGGUGAGGGUUAUCUCGAUGACUGCGCGGGUUGGACACUGAAGCAUCCCCCCAUGGCCUCGGACAUGCGUGUCUUUGCCUUACACUGA
Colletotrichum higginsianum IMI 349063 is the source of this 1932-nucleotide messenger RNA. RefSeq names its product HET domain-containing protein. The record is from RefSeq and is a predicted model, not a curated record. The transcript has a single exon. NCBI's taxonomy places the organism in Eukaryota, Fungi, Ascomycota, Sordariomycetes, Glomerellales, Glomerellaceae. Bases 1 to 1932 code for a protein of 643 amino acids.